Messenger RNA from Chaetomium globosum CBS 148.51, 2070 nucleotides. RefSeq lists its product as uncharacterized. Lineage: Eukaryota; Fungi; Ascomycota; Sordariomycetes; Sordariales; Chaetomiaceae. The coding region runs from base 1 to 2070 and encodes 689 amino acids. The record is from RefSeq and is a predicted model, not a curated record. The transcript has 2 exons.
AUGUUCGGGUGCUGCAUCGCCAAUCGAGAACACCCGUUGCCGUCUGGUGCCGGCUCUGGGGGUCCACAGCAGGUGUACCCCCGCCCCGAAUCAGCGGAGCCUCCAGUGGCCAAGGCGUAUUCACGUAACCAUCCCGAGUGUAACAGCGGCGCAGGCCAUGCUUUGCAGCCUGCCGAUCACCAAUCAAUUGAGUCACGCGCAUCAUUGACGUCCGCGGGGUUGCCUCAAGCUCCGGCAUCGUUUGCCCGCAACAACACAAUGGAUGACGCUGCCCGGCUCGUGGGCGAGUUGCAAGACAAGCUUACCGAGCUCGAUGGCAAAGUCGCUGCGUAUCAACGCGACAUGCUAACAGAAUUCCACAAACACAUGGACGAGUGUCUCAAGGAGUAUCCGGAUCACAUCUCUGGGGAGGUCUCCCGAGCCAUCGCCGCCUCCAUAUCCGCGGGCAGAUACCCAGCACUGAGCUGCCUGAGCUGUGAGGCACCGGACUCACCGGCAAUCGACCGCACCGCCUGGGGCGGUCGCAAAUCCCCCCCACCCAUCCUUCGCCAUACCUCGGGCAUCCCGAAGGAGAGCCCCAGGGAUCCACACGCGAGGGAGAAGGAGUUCCAGGGACUAUUCACGCCAACCUACCUACCGCUACUCGAGGACAGCCGCGCGCUGCAAUCACCGCCAAUGUCGCCGCCGCCGACUUCGAGAGGAACGGCACUCGCUCUGUCGACGGAUAAUGUGAAAAAAGUGGCGGAGUCCAAGCAGGCAUUCCUCCAGAAUCACGAGGACAGGCCGGGUGCGAUUCGGAGGCUGACUGACCAGUCUACGUCAUCGCUUGAGUCAUCCAGCAGCGACUCCAAAACCCGGCGAAGCGCGCUCCGGCGAUCGUCCAGCUCAGUUAAGGGCAGCCCGCGCCGGGUACGUUUUGAGUUUGAAGGCGAGGAAGUGUUUCCCGCAUCUUCGUCCCCCAAGACACCGAGUAUUGCCCCGGUCGAGGAAAGUGGGGUUGAACCACAGCCCGAGGCGAAGGCAGCGGUCGUGACAACCGAGAAUGAGUCAACUGCCUACUCGGGAACUUCGCUGCUCGAUGCGGUAGGGGAGCAGGACUCCCUCCCACAACCAAGAAAGGUGUCCUCGACACAAGCACUACAAGCACUCACCCGGAGUCCGCUAGAAGAAGGAACAACGUGGAGAGAAGUCAACGCAGACGUAGAAGAGCCCGUCAAGAUGAAUGGGACAACACAAUCAGCAAAGGCAUCGAAUCAGCCGGCCAAGACUGACUCGCCAACUAUUCAAGCAAACGGCACCGGGUACUUUGCACGUCGGCCGAAGCCCGGACUACCGCUCGAGGAAUCGGCGGUCUACGACGACGAUGACGAGAGCGAGUCCGACGAGGAGUUUCUCUCGAUACCGAUCAAGCGAAAGUCUUCUUCCUCUACACCAUCACCCUCUACGCCACCCCCCUCCACGGCCGCCCCUCGUACCCGGCCACCAAACGCCCCAGCUCCCGAGUCCCAAACCACCGCAUCCGAAACCAACCGAAAUCACAGCGCAGACGACGAUGGCCUCAACCCACUCUUUGACUUCGACGACGAAGCUGGGGGCCCCGCUGCAUCUCAGUCACAAAAAUCCCAGAAAUACCUACCCGAUCCCGAAUCAUCUGACGACGAGGAUACGACCCCACCCGGCCGCCUCCGCAACGAAGGCCUCGAACGGCCGCAGCAACCAACGGUCGCAUCUAUUUCCACAUCCGUUACUGCCACUCGGAUCCCGCCCGUGUCUCCCUCGUCGGUGCUGUUCGGCCACAGCGUCGGCUCGUACAUGGGCCGGUCCGUGGUGAUGCCCCCGGUCAAGGACCCGCAGCUAUACGACGAGAUUGCGGGCAUGGACGACGUGCAGCUUUACGUGGGGAGCAUCAAGGACAUCUCGGCGGCCCAGGCCGCGAGCAUGGGCACGAGUUAUAGGGCGUCGAGUUUGGCGAGGGGCGGCGUGCCCAGGAGCUUCUCGGAGAGGCUGGCGUUAGAGGAUGAGAUGGAGAGGCGGAAUGCUGCUAAGGAUAAGGAAGAGGAGGGCGUUUAG